Messenger RNA from Phymastichus coffea, 1812 nucleotides. RefSeq names its product mRNA-decapping enzyme 1B (gene DCP1). The coding region runs from base 384 to 1805 and encodes 473 amino acids. The record is from RefSeq and is a predicted model, not a curated record. NCBI's taxonomy places the organism in Eukaryota, Metazoa, Arthropoda, Insecta, Hymenoptera, Eulophidae. Gene Ontology annotation, cellular component: P-body. The transcript is spliced from 4 exons. Gene Ontology annotation, molecular function: enzyme activator activity; mRNA binding. Gene Ontology annotation, biological process: deadenylation-independent decapping of nuclear-transcribed mRNA; deadenylation-dependent decapping of nuclear-transcribed mRNA; positive regulation of catalytic activity.
ACGCAAGAGCGGUGCUAAACAAAAUAAACGCAUAUCGAGACAAAGACAGAGCGGCGGCGGUUCACUAAAUUUUAGUAUAGCGUUCGCUGGCGUUCGUUACAAAAGCAGCUGCUGCGUUUCCGCGUGUAAUUAACGAACGUAACCGAGUCUAGUUUUGAACUCUACGUUCAUCCAGCCGCGUUGACGUAAGUAAGGUGAGCAAGAAUCGCGUGAACCCUCGCGAGUUGAUUAGUUUGACAUUACGAAAGCGUCGAGGUUUUAACCUCCAAAUCGCCGCCACGACGAAUCUCUCAACACAAAGGGAAAAACGGCCACGGCCGAAUAAUAACAAUCAGUGCUCUCGUCGUGAGCAACAACAGCAGCACGAAGUUGCAAGAAACAACAUGACGGCCGACGUAUCCGAGCUACGUAUGAACGUAGCUGCUUUGAAACGCGUGGAUCCUUAUGUUAAGGAUAUCCUCGAAACUGCUACUCAUGUCGCCUUGUACACCUUCAACGGGGAUAACAAUGAAUGGGAGAAAACUGAAAUUGAAGGUGCACUUUUUGUCUAUUCCCGCAUCGGCGAGCCUUAUAAUAGUAUUCUCAUCAUGAACAGAUUAAACACAAAGAACCAGGUUGAGCCAGUUACUCCGGGCUUGGAUUUACAGUUGCAAGAGCCUUUCUUGUUGUACAAAAACUCAAAGGGGAACAUUUAUGGCAUUUGGUUUUAUGAUAAAGAUGAGUGUGUGAGAAUUUCAUCAAUGCUAAAUAAGCUAGUUAAGGAAUCUGAUACUAUAAAUAAAUCAACACCAAAGAAUAAAAAGACUGUACAAAAGAAAGCCAACAAUGUCGAUAUAUUCAGUAUGUUGAGUAAAGCUCAAGAAGACUUCAAUACGAACAAAACUGGAAGUGGAGAAAGAGGACCAAGAGGUAUAGAGCCUAGAUCUCCAAUGAGCCAUGCUAUUGGAGAAUUAUCAGGAGCAUUGGCGACUAUGGGCAUGGCUCAGGAUGUUACAUCUAAGAGUGUUAUGGACUUUUUUGCUAAAGCAAAAGUAAACACUGGACAUUAUAAAUCUGAACCACAGGCAGGUCAUGUUGUCAAUGACAGUAAACCACUAUUAGCUCAAAUGAUGUCACAUCCAGUGCACAUCACAGCAGCUCAUACAUUAGAACACAUAGAGAAGCAGCAUAGGUCAAUAACUCCACAACCUAGUGUUCAAUCAAUAUCACAAGGAAUGAUGGCUUUAAAUAAUCAAAGUUGUGAAAAUUCAAUAAUCACAAAGCUCAAAAAUAAAUUGCCACCUCAAUCAAACACAAAUGCACCAUUACCAAGUGGAUUGGUCAAACAGGAAUAUUCUCAAAUAGGUACUGAUGAUACAAAUGGUUCUUCAAGUUUUCUCAGGAUACAGUCACCUACAUCAAGCCAUUCAAAUUCUUUAUUGAGUCAACACAAGCCAAGUCCAGGAAAUUUUGGAGGAUGUGAUGCAUUUCACAAGCAGACCAACUCUGUACCUACUAAUCCAGUUUGUUUUGAAGCUUUAUUCCAUCAAAGUACAAUGUCAAAUGUAUGUGAUGACAUAAUUGCACCACAGCUUACACCUAAACCAUCAUUGUCAACCAGUGGUUCAGCACCUGCGUUAAUUCCUCCAGGUAUGUUUGCUGCACCAGCAAGUCCAGCUAUUCCAGAGCCACUAAACAGACCACUAGAGCCUUUAACUAGGAAUCAACUACUUCAAGCUUUUAAUUAUUUGUUGCGCACUGAUCCAGAGUUCAUGAACAAAUUGCAUGAAGCCUACGUUAAAUCAUUCAGUGAAAUUCUCUCUUAGACGCGCG